AAAAGGAACAGCGCUGUUUGCUUCAAUGAUACUAUUGUCAAAGAUUUGAGGAAUCUGAGGCCAUGGGGAUCAUAAAAGGACUGCUGUUACUUUUUAUUACUGCGUCAUGUUUUUCAGUCACUGGAGCAGAGACAGUUGGGUGCAAUGCUAGUUUGGCAGACAUUGUGUUCUUUGUGGAUAGCUCUAGUGACAUUGGUGAUGCCAACUUCCAGAUGGUGAAACAGUUCCUGCAUAAAUUCAUAACGGGAUUCAACGUUAAUUCUAAUAAGGUCAAAGUAGGACUAGCACAGUUUAGUAAUAAUUCUCACAAAGAGCUCCUAUUAGGACAGUAUGCAAGCAAAACCGACCUGCUAGGAAAGGUGGACAAGCUUACCUUCCUAAAGCGAGACACUAAACCAGCAAAAAGUCUCCCCUUAAUUUUACGUAAUCACUUCACUCAAGCAGGUGGCAGUCGGGUCAGUGAGAAGGUGCCUCAGAUUGCUGUCGUGGUCACAAAUGAAGGUACCUCUUUUGACAUGUUGGACGUGGAGAAUGCAACCAAUGAGCUCCAGGGUAUGGGGGUGUUAAUCUUCACCAUUGGAGUUGGUGCAGUGAACAUUACACAGCUGCAAUCUAUUGCCAACCAACCAUAUCAUCGUUUUUUGCUGACCUAUACUGACUACCAAGAGCUGGUAAAAGCAACUGACAGUCUAGUAUACAGAGUGUGUACUUAUCUGGAGGCCCAGCUGCAAGCUCUGGCGCCAAAGGUUUCUGAUGUGUUUGUGCUGGUGGACAGCAAUGUUAAUCAGACACAGGAAUUAACACAGUUCCUUACGCACUUGACCACUAAAUUUAAAGUGGGUUUCUCAUCAAACCGAAUUGCCUUGGCACAGUUUGGAGAAGACGUUUCUAUGGAAAUUCGUUUUGAUGCUUACAAAACUGAAACAGAAGCACUGACACAUAUUGAACAAUUUCGGCUUCGAGGCACUGGGCAACGGAAACUUGGGAAGGCAAUGGAUUAUGUACGUCAAUACCUAACCCAAUCUGCAGUGAGUCGCCGAAGUUCCCAGAGCUACAAGCAGUACCUGGUAGUAGUGGGAACAGGAAAAUCAGAUGACAAGACAUUUAGGGCAAUUCGAGAUUUAAAGAGAGAAAAAGUGACCAUUGUCAAUGUUGACUUAAGCAAAAAAGCAGAGGGGAUGGAUUUUGAAUUCAGAGAAACACUGUUGUCUGCACCUCAGGUACCUAAAGUUUAUCCUACGUCUUUGGCCAGACCUUUUGGACCUGGUGCACCAUAUUUUCCUGAUCCGCCAAAAAUCUUUGACCAAGGAGAAACCCUCUACCCUUCAUCACGUAAUGCUGUACAAUUGGUAGAAGAUGUGGAGGCUGUUGUUUUGUCUGAGGAUGUGAUUAAUGUCAUUGGGGACUGCAGGUUGUCUCCUCUGGCUGAUGUAGUGUUCAUUGUGGAUGUGUCAGAGAGUGCUCCAGCUUUACGUGAUUUUCUCUAUAACGUAAUUGCUGGUUUUGAGAUUGGGUCUGACAAGGUUCAAGUGGGAUUGGUGUUGUAUAGUGACACACCAACAGCUGAAAUAUACUUAAACACAUUUACUAACAAGCAGGAAGUCCUAAAUCACAUUAAACUGAUGCCUUUCUUGGCUGGAAAUCCCUACACUGGCAGGGCCCUUAAGUUUGCAAGAGAGAAGGUUUUUACCAAAGAAAAAGGCAGUCGACGUGACAGAGGAGUUAGGCAAAUUGCUGUGGUCAUCACAAUGCAACAGUCCCUGGAUGUUGUCACGACUGAGGCUUAUGAGCUACAGGCCUCUGGAGUCGAGGUCUAUGCCAUUGGAAAUAAUGAUUUACAGCUGAAACAAAUCGUGUCUUUUCCUGAGACGCAGCAUAUGUUCAUUAUGGAAGACUUUAAUAAUCUAUUUAAAAUGGAGGACAUUCUGAGAACUACUUUGUGUAGUUCUGUUGUCCAUUCAACUGCUGUCAGAUCAAGUGGAUUUAACUUAAAACAAGGAUGUACACAGACUGAGAAAGCGGACAUCUAUUUCCUCCUUGGUUUUUCCUCGAGUAACAACAAUAAGUUUCUGGAGGUCAAAGAUUUCAUCAAGAAAUUUAUGCAAAUGUUUGCUAUUGGACCAAAGCGGGUUCGUGUGGGUGUAGUGCAGUAUUCAGAUAUACCCAAACUGGAGUUUGAUCUGGCAGAGUCUACCGUCAUAACUUCCCUUGAAAAAACUGUGGACAGCAUUAGACUGAAAUAUGGAACUGCAAAUAUAGGCAAAGCCCUGCAUUUCAUGAGCAAGCAGUUUGACGACGCUGACAAGACACGCGACAGCGACACUCAAAAAAUUCUAAUUCUUCUCACUGAUGGAGAGUCUCAAGAUGAGGUGAAAGAGCCAGCAGGAGAGCUGAGAGCGAAGGGGGUCACCAUUUAUACGAUUGGAAUGGACAAUGCAAAUGACAAGCAGCUCCUGAAAAUUACAGAUGACCCGGGAAAGACGUUCUUUGUUACAAAUUUGGAUAAACUACAACCUAUCAAGAAUGAAAUUGCAACUGAUGUGUGCUCCGAUCAUGCCUGCAAGAACAUACUGGCAGAUAUAAUCUUUUUGAUGGAUGGCUCAGAUACCAUUUCCAGUGACAAUUUUAAGAAGAUCAAGGAAUUCAUGAAUUCUAUGGUGUUCAAAUCUAGAAUGUGCAAUGAAAGCGUACAAUUUGGAGUUAUUCAGUACAGUUCACACCCACAAAUUGAAUUUCCCCUCAACAAGUUUAAACAGAGGAGUGAGAUUGUUGAAGCAAUUGAUAAUAUUCAGCAGUUGCAAGAAGAGAUUUCGACUGGGCUUGCUCUUCAGUAUGCCAUCAAUUACUUUGAUUCAUCAGAAGGAGCUCGUCUCGGAGCUAAAAAGGUCCUCAUUGUGAUCACAAAUGGCAUGUCGAAUGAUGAUGUUGCUCAGCCUUCAAAAGCUCUGAGGGAUAAGGGGAUUACCAUUUAUUCUGUAGGAAUCGGAGAAGUCGACAGCACACAGCUGAGGGAGAUCAGUGGGAGUCAAGAUAAUACUUUUUUGUCUAUAAAUUAUGAUGAAUUACAAUUCUUACAGAAAAAACUAUCACUCAAGGUCUACAGCUCUGCUCAAGAUUGUCAGAAGAUACAAUCGGCAGAUAUUGUCUUUUUAGUGGAUGGUUCCACAAGCAUAGUUGAGCAAGACUUUAAGAAGGUAAAGUCUUUUAUGAACGCAUUAGUGGAUAGCACAAACGUUGGACCAUCUGCUGUCUGCUUUUGUACAAUUCUUUACUCUGAUAUAGAAGAGACUAAAGCUAAUUUCACACUUAAUCAGUACAAAAGCAAAGGAGAGGUUAUGACAGCUAUAAGUCAAUUGGACCAACCAACAGGCGACACAUAUACAGCUGAGGCAAUACUAUACUCAUUGGAAUACUUUGGUCAAGCCAAAGGUGGAAGACGUGCAAAUGGUGUUCCACAGAUUCUGAUAGUGAUUACAGAUGGUGAGGCCACAAAUCCGUACGGUUUACCCAAAGCUGCCGAGGAGAUUCAUAAACUUGGUGUUACUGUUUAUGGCAUUGGAGUCGGCAAGGCAAAACAAGACGAGCUUCUAACCAUCACCAGAGACAUCAACAAGGUUUACAAUGUGACUAAUUAUUCAGCUUUGGAGGCUCUGCUGAAAACUUUUUCCAAAGUGAUUUGCACAGAAUCAAAACCAGAAUGUACAGAUGGUAAAGCUGAUUUGGUCAUUUUGAUGGAUGGCUCUGAAAACAUCAAAGAGGCCUCAUGGAAGACCAUGGAAAAUUUCAUGCUGAACCUUGUGAGCAAUCUUCGCAUCAGAAAAGAUCUCUACCAAAUUGGUGUAGCCCAGUUCGGUUAUACAUACAAAAAAGAGUUUUAUUUGAAACACAAUGAAACGGAUGUGAAGACAGCAAUUAAAGCCAUCACGAAGAUAAAAGAGGAGUCACGCAGUGAAGGGACUCAGGUUCGCAUUGGAAAUGCUCUCACUCAAGUACAAGAGUUCUUUCAAGUCAGUAAAGGAAGCCGAGCUGGAGUUUCAAAAAUGCUGCUGCUUAUUACGGCUUCACAAUCAGCCGACAGUGUCACUGCAGCAGCUAAAAAUUUAAGGGCCAUGGGAAUUCAGAUAUCUGUCAUUGGAAUUGGGGAUGUCUUAAUUUCUGAGAUCAAUGACAUUUCCCGGGAACCUAGAAGGACUUUUACUUAUGGUUUCAACAGCCUGGCAUUAAAUCAAACAACCCAGGUGGUGAUCAAAAGCCUUUGCACUCAAUACCCAGCCGAGAUGAAAGAUUGCACUGUUGACAUUGCUGUUGGAUUCGAUAUCACCAGGAUAAGUUCGCAGUUGAUCUUUGGUAGCCAGUAUAAGCUUCAGGAAUACCUGCGUGACAUUAUGCAAAAAAUCUCCAAACUGCCCAAUCUGUGCUGCAGGACUGAACGGCUAACAGAACAUCAGAACAACAUUGGCUUCCGUGUGGUUGCUAGUGAUGGAACGUUAUUAUAUGACACUAACUUUGAGACCAUUAGUGAUGAUAUAAUGAACAAAAUUAUGAACCUGCGGAUUACUCAGGCUCUGGCCUUUAACUCGCAGCUCCUGCAAUCUUUUAUGAACAAGUUAAAAGCUUCCAACGCUGGAGUGAAGGUUGUAAUCAUCUUCACUGAUGGCCUGAAUGCGCAUACAGGGGAGCUCAAGCGUGCUUCAGAUGAUCUAAAGGAAAGUGGAGUUCAUGCACUGCUGACUGUAGCUUUGGAAGGAGUCCAAAGCACCGCAGAGCUACAGAAGCUGGAGUUUGGACGGGGCUUCGACUAUAAGGAGCCUCUCACGAUUGGCAUGCGAAGUGUAGCCAGUACCAUGCAGAGACAGUUAGAUAAUGUGGUUUCGCGAGAGUGCUGUAAUGUGAUGUGUAAAUGUGCUGGUCACGAAGGGCAGCAAGGACACAGAGGAUUUUCAGGACCAAAGGGCAGUCGUGGACAGAAAGGCCAUCCUGGAUUCCCAGGCAACGAGGGAGGCAGUGGAGGGAGAGGACUACCAGGUCUGAAUGGAACCCAGGGACAUCUGGGCUGCCAUGGAAAGAGAGGUCCAAAGGGUGUCAGAGGAUACAGGGGUGAUCAGGGUGAAGAAGGUGAAGAUGGUUUGGAUGGAAUAAAUGGAGAACUGGGUGUCACUGGAUUAGGAGGAUCCCUCGGAGAGCGAGGAGAUCCAGGCAGCCUGGGAAAGAAAGGCCCCAGAGGAAUACCAGGUGUACCAGGACAAAAAGGACUGAGAGGAGAUCCGGGUGAGCCAGGUACUGAGAACAACAUUCGUGGCCCUAAGGGAGAGAUAGGAUAUCCAGGCCUGCAGGGUGAUGCUGGCCCAGAUGGUAACCCAGGUAGCUCUGGAGAAAAUGGAAAACCUGGUCAAAAAGGAAGACGAGGACCUGCUGGUUCACCAGGUGCCGUGGGGCCUCCAGGAGAACCAGGUCUACAAGGAAUUCCUGGAGCUACAGGGCCAAUGGGGAAAAUUGGUCCUUCUGGUGGUCCAGGACAGAAAGGUAUAACUGGUUUACCAGGAGCUCAGGGACCCCCUGGCAGAGUAGGAAACCCGGGAUCAAAAGGAAAUAUUGGAUCACGAGGACAAAAGGGUCAGUCAGGAGACCCUGGUGUUAAGGGAGCAGCUGGGCCACCAGGCUUAAGGGGUGCACCGGGAAAUGAUGGUCCUGAUGGAUUUGGAUUACCAGGACUCAAUGGACAGAAGGGAGAUCCUGGCUUUCCAGGAUAUCCUGGGCUUGAGGGUGAAAUAGGGGACACUGGAAAAAAUGGAGAUCCUGGCCCCAAAGGCACAACAGGAAGAGGGGGUAGUGCCAGCAGAGCAGGAGCUCCAGGUAUCCCUGGCAACAAUGGACCACCAGGACCUAGGGGUGCUAAAGGACCACCAGGAACCAGAGAUAUGUCUACUUGUCAACUCAUCAGCUAUGUACGAGACAAUUGUGUGUGCUGCAAAGAUAAAGAAGCCUGCCCUGCCUACCCCACUGAGCUGGUGAUUGGUUUGGACAUGUCUGUGGAUGUAAGGCCAUUACAGUUUGAGAGUAUGAAGUCAGCUCUGUACUCUCUGCUGGACAACCUAAACAUUGCUGAAAGCAACUGUCCCACUGGAGCACGGGUAUCUGUGGUCUCGUACAGCAACAUCACCAAGUACAUCAUUCGUUUUUCUGACCAUCCAAAUAAGAAGCAGCUGAUGGAAGCUGUGAAGAACAUUGCUCUGGAACGUACCUCUAACCAGCGCAACCUUGGUGCAGCCAUGCGCUUUGUGGGCAGGAACGUAUUUAAACGUGUACGACAAGGCGUACUGAUGAGGAAGGUGGCAAUCUUCCUUAAUGGUGAAGAAUCCAAAGAUGAUACAUCGAUGACCACGGCUAUAUUAGAGUACAAAGCUCUGGACAUCCACCUUGGUGUUCUUGCAUUCAACAAUACUCCCACUCCAAAAAUCCGGCGUGCCUUUGAGGCUAUUGAUGCACAGAGAUUUGUUUUGUCUGUGGUUAGAAGACAACAAAACCCAAGUGUGGCACUCAGGAGGAUCAACCAAUGCGUCAUCUGUUUUGAUUAUUGCAAUCCAGCUACUGAUUGUUUCACCACUGCUAAGUCUGUUCCACUGGAGGUUGACUUGGACCUAGCGGUGCUGGUCGAUGGUUCUCGAAGCAUCCUGGCAGAUGAGUAUGAGGGAGUGAAGCAAGUGCUGGGCACUGUACUGGAUCAGCUUGAAGUGAGUCGUCAGCCCAGCAAUGCGGACAAACAAGCACGGGUGGCUCUUUACCAGCAGAGCUCCUCAUACAGUGAAGCCCAGGCACCGGUCAAGCAGAUUUUUAACUUUCAGCAGUUCCAUAAUCGUAACCUGAUGAAGCAGAGCAUCUUUCAAAAUCUUCAGCAGACUGGCGGCUCCUCCAGACUGGGCCUCGCUAUAGAGUUUAUAAUCAUGCAGGGCCUUCUCACUGUUCCCAAACCUCGCAAGAACAAGAUGGUGCUGCUUUUCAUUGGAGAUCAGACCGAGCAUUUUGAUUUAGCAAAGCUGGACUCUAUUUCUAAGAUUGCAAAAUGCCAGGGUGUGGUGCUCUUCAUCCUUACAGUUGGGGAUCAGUUCAACAGCACCCAGGUGGAGGAGCUUGCCAGCCUUCCAACAGAUCAGCACAUAGUUCACUUGGGUCAUGUAAAGCAGGGAGAACAGGAGUACGCUCAACGAUUUUUAAAUACUUUUCUGCACAUUCUAAGCAGGGGAAUGAACACCUACCCUGCACCAUCACUGAAACAACAAUGUGAGAAUUCCCAACAAGGACAAGGCCAAAGCAAAUUUCCUUAUGUUUAUGAGGCAGCUGAGAGAGCACCCAUUGACAGAACUUCUCUACAAACAGCAGAGGACACUAAGAUCACACAUACAUGGGUGAAAACUGAAUCGGAAAAUGGGGGCCAGCUGAGUUCAAGAUACCAAUAUUCAAAUGAUGCUGCCGAGAUUACAAACACAAAAGGUGCAACACAAGAGGAAACGAACAUCUGCCUCCUGAAGCAUGAACAAGGGCCAUGUGGAAAUUACAAGUUUAAAUGGUAUUACAACAGGGAGCAUGGUGAAUGCUCUCCCUUCUGGUAUGGAGGCUGUCAUGGAAACAGUAACAGAUUUGACACUCAGGAGGAAUGUAAAGCCCUCUGUGUGAGGCAUCGUACUCUACAGUGAUGUAUUUCAAUCUCCAUGUCUUGAUGUGAGGAACACUUAUAUUGUGUAAUCUCUAAUUUUGCACUUCUACAUUUCUACAUAGAGCCAUAUUCAGAGUUGAGCUGAGCUUGUGUUAGCAAGCAAUAUAAUCCAUAUUCAGGGCUCAGACAUGCAGUGGUUAAUAUUUCAUUGUUUAUUUUAUUACAAACUUGGUGGAGGUAGCUGGGAAACAGAAUUAAAACCAUUCACACAGAGCUGGUUUAUUCACAUUUAUCCUGCGACAUGCAUUUUAGCUAUUCACUUUACCAAAUCCUAACUGCUUACAAAUAAAAACAUGGCAGACUCACCUGCUAGAUGGCUAUCAUCAUAUCAUACUGUGGCUGAAGUAAAAAACAAUUUGCUUUCAUUCAUUUAACCACUAGUGCUACUCAUUACCAGACUAGUAAUAAUUAUUAUUAAAGAUAUGCAAUGUAUACGUUUACUGCAUGGCACUGUAGGAUAAACUGGGUUCUGGGAUUAUACUGAUGUGUGUAUUGAGCUUGGAAAUAAGAACACACUGAGGAUGUUAAAAACAAGGUUGUUUUGGUAAAAUAUUUAAAUGUACAUUUAAUACAGACAUUCGUAAAUGAAAAUAUGAACAGAAGUGAUGAUUAGCUUAUUAUUGUUUAUCUGUGUAAACAAACCUUUAAUACAAGCAUGAAGGAAUUAAAUUAAAUAAUCAUUGUGUAGUUCAUGCAUUCUGGUGCUAGUGGUACUGUACCAGUACUGCAGUUUUUUUACAAAACAUCUGGCAAAUCUAACACAUAAAAUGCAUUAGGGCUCAUUUUAAAUGAUUCUAUUCUGUCUAUAAUCCCGGGUGCUCAAGUUGCACAGUGGUAAAAUACGUGAUCCCAACUACUGCUGAACUAUUGGCCGUCUACACAAACUUGGUUGGCUAUGUCUGCAGGGAGGGAAAGCCUUUCGGAGGUGCAUAAGGAGGGUUGUGCCAGAAAGGGUGCCUGAAAGUAUACGGCUCAGAAUAAUUUGAUAAACUUAAUAUCGGAGCACCUGGAAAAAACUUUUAGAUAAUUCUGUGACAAUGGAUCUGAACACUGUGAGCUCCACUCAGGGAAAAAAAACCUGAAGGUUGAAUGGGCUACUCAUAAAAGCUACUUAAACAGCUGCAUAAGGGACAUUGGAUACAAAUGAAUUUCCUCAUGAAUUGUGUUGUCAUUUCUUAAAUCACCAACUCUGAAUACAGCCCAGUCACAAUUUAGUUUUUACUGUCACUGUUUUGGUCUUUGUUCAUUAUUUGUUGUCCAAGAAAUAUAGUUUAAAUAGGGUUAAAACCUUUGAAUCUGUUACAUGCAGUUACCUGUUACAUUUUUAUAAAAAAUUCUGCUGUUUUAUGCAAAUAAAGUUGUGAAACAAUUCAAAUAU
Messenger RNA from Trichomycterus rosablanca, 9089 nucleotides. RefSeq names its product collagen, type VI, alpha 4a (gene col6a4a). The record is from RefSeq and is a predicted model, not a curated record. The transcript has 40 exons. Lineage: Eukaryota; Metazoa; Chordata; Actinopteri; Siluriformes; Trichomycteridae. Gene Ontology annotation, molecular function: serine-type endopeptidase inhibitor activity. Bases 63 to 7691 code for a protein of 2542 amino acids.